Messenger RNA from Vavraia culicis subsp. floridensis, 306 nucleotides. RefSeq lists its product as uncharacterized. The record is from RefSeq and is a predicted model, not a curated record. Lineage: Eukaryota; Fungi; Microsporidia; Pleistophoridae. Bases 1 to 306 code for a protein of 101 amino acids. The transcript has a single exon.
AUGACAACAUGGCAUCUAUUCAACAAGAAUGCAAUGACCACAUGGCAUCUAUUCAACAAGAAUGCAAUGACCACAUGGCAUCUAUUCAACAAGAAUGUAAUGACAACAUGGCAUCUAUUCAACAAGAAUGUAAUGACAACAUGGCAUCUAUUCAACAAGAAUGCAAUGACCACAUGGCAUCUAUUCAACAAGAAUGUAAUGACAACAUGGCAUCUAUUCCGCUCGAUCAGAAUGUUCGAGGUAGCAGUCCGUGAACAGCUCGCAAUCAGACAAAACAGAAAACUAAAACAGCGAGGUGAUGGUUGA